AUGGACCCCCAAAUCGAUGUCGGCAAGCUCAACGACGCGGAUAAAAGAGAAGUCCAACAGUUCGUCGCGAUCGAGGCGCAGAAGGCAGCUUUCCAGUCAAGCGUCCACCAACUCACCGACAUGUGCUGGAAGAAAUGUAUCACGGGCAAAAUAUCCGGAGGAAACCUGGACCGUAACGAAGCAUCAUGCGCACAGAACUGCGUUGACCGAUGGAUGGACGCAAGUACCGCCGUGUUCAAGCAUCUAGACAAACUGAGAGGGAACUAG
Messenger RNA from Histoplasma mississippiense, 267 nucleotides. RefSeq lists its product with no specific name. NCBI's taxonomy places the organism in Eukaryota, Fungi, Ascomycota, Eurotiomycetes, Onygenales, Ajellomycetaceae. The record is from RefSeq and is a predicted model, not a curated record. Bases 1 to 267 code for a protein of 88 amino acids. The transcript is spliced from 2 exons.